Messenger RNA from Paralichthys olivaceus (Japanese flounder), 1495 nucleotides. RefSeq names its product dickkopf-related protein 2-like. NCBI's taxonomy places the organism in Eukaryota, Metazoa, Chordata, Actinopteri, Pleuronectiformes, Paralichthyidae. Gene Ontology annotation, cellular component: extracellular region. The record is from RefSeq and is a predicted model, not a curated record. Gene Ontology annotation, biological process: negative regulation of canonical Wnt signaling pathway; multicellular organism development. Gene Ontology annotation, molecular function: co-receptor binding; receptor antagonist activity.
CCGAGGAGAAAAAACUCUGGAUUUAAUUCUUCAUCAUCGAUCUGGAUUUAAUUCUGACCUUUAACGUGUUCCAGAGAAAAACAGUUUCAGUCAUGCUGCUGCUGAUGCUCGUGUUCGUGCUGUCUGCGUGUUCUGGAGGCGGGGAUGCGCGUGUCCGGCUCAACUCCAUCAGGACGGUGAUCCUGAGGGAAGGGCACGCGCUGCCGGUGAACCGGAGCACGUGGGAGCCGAGUCUGGACCUGACGCUCUACCAGUGCAUGAGCGACCUGGAGUGCAGUGAGGGGAGCUAUUGCCACGCCCCCACCAAAGGCCCAGCCCACUCACGCUGCCAGACUUGUCACAGGAGGAAGAGGCGCUGCCAUAGGGAUGGAAUGUGUUGCCCUGGCAACCGCUGCAGUAACAAUAUCUGUGUUCCUGACGUCGACAGUUUUAUGACUCAGACGAUCCCGGACACUGAAGGAGAUUUGAGCUUGCUGUCGAAAAAGAAAGGAUGGAAAAAGAGAGGAAGAAUAGACUUGAAAGGGACGAGCGGAAAAGGUCAGGUCGGGGAUCCUUGUCUGCGCUCGUCCGACUGUUCGGACAGUUUGUGCUGCGCCCGUCACUUCUGGACUCGCAUCUGCAAGCCGGUGUUGCAAGAGGGACAGGUUUGCACGAGACACAAACGAAAAGGGAACCACGGACUGGAGCUGUUCCAGCGGUGCCCCUGUGCUGAUGGGCUGAGCUGCCGAACGCUGCGAGAGCCUGGAGCCAAACCUUCAUCGCCAUCGUCAUCAUCGCUCCUGGCGGCAGCAGCAAAGUCCAAGUUUGCAUCUGCUCCUUCCCGCCACUCGUCCUUGUUGUCUUCGACCUCUUUGUUGUCAGCAAAGUCAUCGUCGUUGUCAGCUGUGGGAAAAACGAGACUUCAUGUUUGUCAGAAACACUGAAGAGGGAUGGACGGACGUAAAGAAAGAAAGACGGGAUGAUGGAGGAAGGAAAGAGCUGCGUUUCUUUGCCGAUGAAAGAGUCUAGAGACUGGUGGUGUGAGAGGCGACCAAUGAAAACUCUUUCACACCUGUGAAAACAACAACCCCCAAAACUGUCCCAUGAUCUCGAUGCUAAUUAGCUUCCUGUCAGUCUGCAUUCACACACACACACUCGCACGUGAAACUCUUUGUGGUUCAGAUCUGGUUUCCUCCUGGUGUCUAGACGAACAGAAACCACUUUUAAGUCCGGUUUGACUCCAUUUACACCAACAGGAAAACCUGAUGUGAGUCUGUUGGGAUGUUCCUCCAACAGGCUUCCGGGAUCCAAAGAUCUCAAUCAUGUGCUUUUAUUUUGGAAAAUCCCAUUUCAGAACAUAAUAGAAGUAAGAAAGUUGUUUAUAACAAAAUAAAACUUAUUUAGAUUCACUGUUUUCCGCAGCUAAUGUGCUAAUAUGAACUUAUCUAUGUAGCAGCUCUGUUAAACUUCCUUUCACCAUAUUCUGUUUUUAAACAAAACUCUUGAUUUGCACUGA